AUGUGUGAUUGACAAGUGUCCCUUUCAGUGUGUUGUUUAGUAACUUAAUACCUAAGUACAAGUGUGGUUGGUGGUCAGAGACGAAAUGAGGAAGAUCGAGAUCUAACAAGCUAUGGCACGUGUCUGCAGUGCACUUCAACAUGGUAGCCCUGGGCAUGGGCAUGGGGUAUCCCUCCUCCCUGCUGCCUGCCCUCAGGGCACCAGACUCCCCCAUCAAGCUUGAUCUGAACGCCGCUUCAUGGAUAUCGUCAUGUAUAGGCUUCUCCUCAAUACCUGGCUACAUCGUCAGCUCCUGGCUCAUGCACGCCUGGGGCCGGCGCGUGACGUGCCUGCUCAUGCAAGUGCCCGGCGUUCUUGGCUUGCUCUGCAUCUACUUCGCCAACGACUUCUACCUGCUCCUCCUGGGCAGGCUCCUCGGGGGAUUCACCGGCGGUGGCAAUGUAUCUCUAGGCUCUGUCGUCAUCGGAGAAUUCUCCAGCCCACAGAACAGAGGCAUGUUCCUCAAUCUCAAAACUGCCUCACUCUGCACUGGUAGCGCCAUUGUCCACGCUCUCGGCCACUUCUACCACUGGAGAACACUCGCGCUGAUGUGCACAGCGCCCUACAUCAUAUCCUUUGCCAUCAUCUGCACAUGGGUGGAGAGCCCCGCUUGGCUCGCCUCUAAAAAUAAAUUUCAAAAAAGCCAGGACGCUUUCUUGUUCCUGCGAGGUGAUAGUGACCAUUCUAGAAGAGAGAUCUCGGAUUUGAUCAGAACACAACGAAAUAAGACCCAGCAAAAAAAGAAGAAAGUCUGUCGAUUGGUUUUGGACUUCUUCAAGAAAUUUGGAAGAAAAGACUUUUAUAAGCCCGUAUUUAUUUUGACCGUCGGCUUUAUCCUGCUUGAAUUCAGCGGACGCCAUAUUUUUCCGGCGUAUGCUGCGGAUAUUAUUAACCAAAUUGCUGGAAAUAAGGAAGAGGCUUUCUACUACAAUCUAAUUAUAGAUAUUAUCAUCGCCUUGAGUGCUACCAUUUCUUCAAUUGUAGUCAAACUGAUGAGGCGAAGACUCGUGCUGUUCACAACUGGUUUUGCAUCUGUUAUUGUAGUUUUAUUAUUAUGUGUCUAUCUAUAUCUUAGUGCUGAGGGCAUAAUAUCUAAGGAAAGGUCUUGGGUGCCCAUUACAAUAUUCGUUUUGUACUUCAUUUUAGUAAAUCAGGGCAGUGCUCCGAUACCUAUGGCUUUGUUAGGGGAACUCUUGCCCUUGGAGCACAGAAGUGUGGGGUCUAGUGUCUCAGGAAUUACGAUAGCGCUUCUUCUUCAAUUUGGUUUAUCGGUAACUCCAUAUUUGAUGCAGUCCGUAAAAGUUUACGGUACAUUUGCAGUUUUUGCCGCCAUGUCAUCGGUGUGUCUAACUAUUCUUUACUUUGUAUUGCCUGAAACGAAGGAUAGAACUUUACUCGAAAUUGAAAAUUAUUUCAAAACUGGUAGAUUUGAUGAUAUUGAUGAGGACGAUGUAGAAACUAAGAAAAUGAUCUUAACUGAAACAAAGCAGUGAAAUCAACGAAAAGGGAAAUUAUACGAAAAUAUUUAGAGCAGCGAAAUCCCUUAAAUCUACUAUAUAAAAAUAAGUCG
Ostrinia furnacalis (Asian corn borer) is the source of this 1609-nucleotide messenger RNA. Its product is annotated as facilitated trehalose transporter Tret1-2 homolog. Gene Ontology annotation, molecular function: transmembrane transporter activity. The transcript is spliced from 3 exons. The record is from RefSeq and is a predicted model, not a curated record. The coding region runs from base 141 to 1532 and encodes 463 amino acids. Gene Ontology annotation, biological process: transmembrane transport. NCBI's taxonomy places the organism in Eukaryota, Metazoa, Arthropoda, Insecta, Lepidoptera, Crambidae. Gene Ontology annotation, cellular component: membrane.